AUGUCAUCCAGAAUUACUCGCUCCUCCGCGAGACUCGCCACAGAUCCCCCUCCCGCGGAGGCUGAUACACCGCUUCUCCCCGGAUCAACCACCUCUCGGAAACGUAAAGCUUCAUCUCGUCACGAACGCCCGGCAGACGCGCCACCACAACCAGCAGCCUCGUCACCCUCCCGGAAAGCAAAGCGACCGCGGACGGCAGCUCAGACAGCUCCAUCCACAGCUCCCGGCGCCCCAGCUCCCCGUCGAGGCGCCCGCAGCCGCCCAGCCAUGUCGCAACCCGGACCCUCACGGCCGUCGGAGGAAUCGUCCAAAUCUACAGUGACCCCGCAACCCACACGACGAAAGUCCAGCCGCAAUGAGCGCCCCGGGGCAACACAAUCACCACCUCGCCGCCAGAAGAAGCGAUCGGUUAAGCCAAAUGCGGACGUCAUAAUGCGGGACGCGGAGGAGGAAAUUGAGGAUGAGGAUGAAGACGAAGGACACGAGUCUCCUACGGGACAGAGCAACGAUGGCACCAACCCAGCUUUCGACGACGACGAUGACAUGGACCCCUUCAGUAGCAGUCUGUUUGGUGGCCGCGCCCCAAUGGCAUUGCAGAGUACACUUCGUGCUCUCAGUGGUAUGAUGAAUGGCACUUCAACUCGGUUCCGGGAUAUUCUCUCCAAUCUAAGAGCAAAAGACGAUCCUUCUCUUCAAUUGUGUGCUCUCCAAGAACUAUCAGACACAUUGCUGAUCUCCAACGAGGAUAACUUGGCCGGCCAGUUUUCCCCUGACCCCUAUGUGAAGGAGCUGGUGACUCUGAUGCAACCCAAUCAGUUUGGCGAAGAGAACCCCGAAAUCAUGCUCCUCGCAUGUCGGUCUCUGGCAAAUCUGAUGGAGGCCCUGCGUGGCUCCGUGGCGAGUGUUGUAUAUGGCGGUGCUGUGCCGAUUCUCUGUCAAAAGCUCCUCGAUAUCCAGUUCAUCGAUCUUGCUGAGCAGGCUCUGAGCACUUUGGCCAAGAUUUCUGUCGAUUUCCCUGCCUCUAUUGUGCGCGAAGGUGGUUUGACUGCUUGUCUCACAUAUCUCGACUUCUUCCCUACCAGUACUCAGCGAACGGCGGUGACUACAGCUGCCAACUGCUGUCGCAAUCUACCCCACGGUUCAUUCCCCGUGGUGCGCGAUGUGAUGCCCACUCUCCUUAACGUCCUUUCUAGCAACGACCCCAAGGUUGUGGAGCAAGGAUGCCUUUGUGUAUCACGAAUCGUCGAAAGUUUCAAAAACCGACCCGAGAACCUCGAGGAACUGAUUGAGCCUGCGAUGCUCAAGGCCGUUCUCCGAUUGUUGUUACCGGGAACAACUAACUUGAUUGGCCCCCAUAUUCAUACACAAUUCCUUAGGGUUCUUGCCAUCACCUCGAAGACAAGCCCACGACUAUCAAACGAGCUUCUCAAAAUGGACGUCGUGGAUACACUGUACCAAAUUUUGACCGGCGUGUCUCCCCCACAGGACGUGGAUAACACCGCCGUCAAGAUGGACAGUGUUCUGGUCAUGCAGGCAUUGAUUCACCGUCCCCGCGAGCAGGUUUAUGAAACGUUGAACGUCAUCUGCGAGCUCCUCCCGGGCGUCCCUAGUCGCGAUGCCUCGAAGACCGAUAACCUUCUCAGCACAUACUUUGACAGCCACAUGUCCAUCGGUCUGAGAUCCCCCAAAUCGAAAGAUGCCGUGGAGGACAGGCGAACAUUGCUUGAUAACUGCAAGAAAGAGUUGAAGCGUUUCGCAAUGAUUCUUUUCCCAACUCUGACCGAUGCUUACUCGAGCACGGUCAAUCUGCAUGUGCGUCAGAAGGUGCUGAUUGCGCAGUUGAAAAUGUUGCAUAUUUUGGAGCCAUCUUUGGUUGAGGAUGCUCUUCAGACCGUUCCUUACGCUUCCUUCCUGGCUUCUAUCCUCUCCCAACAAGAUCACCCAUCUCUUGUAUCUUUGGCGUUGCGUUGUGCCGAACUUCUCUUCCAGCGACUCGAAAAUGUUUACCAACAUCAGUUCCACCGUGAAGGAGUCAUUUCUGAGAUCAUCAAAUUGUCUGAAGGUACUCUCUCCGAGGGUGCCGAAAAUGCCGAUUGUUCAGACCCUACAGUCAUGGACACCACUGCAGACCCCUCCCGUACGUCCCGCACGGUUCGUGAAGCCGAGCGGGAUGAAGAUGACAACGAAGAUGAGGACCCUGAUGACUAUGACGACGAGGGCGAUGAUGAUGAUGGAGAAGACAUGUCCGAUUCGGAGGACGACUCUGCACCGAACCCACGUAAUCUGCAAAAGUUGGAGACUGCUCUCAAUGACGUGGUCAUUCGGGACGCGCAAGCCUUCCUUGAGGUAUAUGAAGCCAGUCACGGUGAAACUGUUCGCACCGAAGCUCUGCGGAUACUGACAGCCUUGAAAUCUCUGGCAUCUGAAAUCCAAAGUCGAUACAAGCGUGGGGCCGAUGGUGGUCUCCCCUUGUUCAAACAGCUUGCGUCUUACUUUGAUGGAGAUGCCUUGGAAAGUAUCACCAGUUCCGAGCUUUUGAACUCGGGCAUCAUUGGGGUUCUCCUGGACGUUCUUGGAAACUACCAAGCACCCUCUAUCCGCGAUGCCCGAGCUGCGUUCUUGCAGGCUUUCAUGGGUGUUUCCAUCUCAGACAAGGCCCAAAGCCAAAGCACAGCUACGACGCCUUUCAGCAUCCUUAUCCGGAAACUGCAAGACUUGCUUAGCAGGACAGAGCAUUUUGAAGUUCUUACCAUAAGCCACAACUCCCUCGAAAACACCCGCAGCAAUGCUACAUACAUGCUUUCCAAACAGCUGCGCCUCAAAUUGGUUGCUGAUGAUGACUCCGACGUUCCUCGUACUUAUCGCAACAUCAUGGUGUCCAUUCAUGCCAUCGCCCCUUUCCAUGCUUUGGAUGACUUCCUUCACCCCCGAAUUGCCCUAGCCGAGAAGCCACGUUCGUCGCGCUCUGACCGACAUAACAUUCUUUCCCAGCUUGCAACCGCUGCUCGUCUCCGCGACCAGUUGGCAUCCGGCUCUGGCAUGCUCCCCGGUCGCGGUGGCCUCAACGAUGCGAAUACCGAUGGCUCGACUGAUGGUCACGACUCUCCUAGCGCACGCCAGCGGCAUCAGAGGCAAGUGCAGCCACAAGAGGACGAGGACGAGGACCGCGGUGAUGAGCCCCUCGAAUGUGCCGAUGAAAGGCACUUGACCGACGAAGAUGACGAUGCAGGCGAGGAGGAUGAAGACGAAGAACUUAAUGCUAUUGACGACCUCGAUGAGGAUCUUGAGUCUGAAAAUGUCUCUGAUCCCUCGGCAGUCAACAUGGAGGUUGGAACUGGGGGUAAGGUGACAGCUCGAAAGGAGGAUGGUACUCGAGUUGGAACCCCAUCCCACACCACGGGUGGAUCGAAGGCCUCUUCGUCUACACCUAACCCCCAAUCCCACUCCAGAAGCAACAGUUCUCUGGCCACGGCCGGGCGUCCGUUCUCAUCUUACGCUGCAGCGACAGCUUCAGUUCCACAAGAUUGGCACCUUGAGUUCUCCGUGGAUGGCAAGGUUGUGGAUCUUGAAACAACCAUCUACAGGGGGGUUCAUCAUGAUCGUGAGAAUUUGGACGAGACCAGUGCUAAGAACGUCUGGUCCUCUAUCCACACCAUUACAUAUAAACGUGUUCCUGGCCCCCCGCCACCCGAGCCCUCUACACUCACCUCUACUUCCCAAGCUGCUGCCUCCCAUGUAGACACGCUGGAUAUUCCAGCCUCCCUCAGCAAGGAUGCCACAACUGCGUCUAUCAUUCGUCUACUCCGUGUGCUGCACGAAAUGAACGCUACUAUUGAUGAUAUCCUCACUGAUGUCAAAGACACGGCUGCGAUCAAGUCGGAGCCUCUUGCCCAGUUCAUCAAUACUAAGUUAACUGCCAAAAUCAACCGACAGUUGGAAGAGCCAUUGAUUGUGGCAAGUGAUUGUCUUCCCAGUUGGAGUGAGGAUCUAGCUAGGCUUUUCUCUUUCUUGUUCCCCUUUGAAACUAGGCAUUUGUUCUUACAGUCCACUGCUUUCGGUUACUCGCGGGCAAUGCUCAGAUGGCAAUCCUCUCUCAGCGGCGAGGACAGCCGAAGGGACAUGCGCCGUGACGACCGUCCAUUCAUGGGCAAGUUGCAGCGCCAAAAAGUUCGAAUUUCCCGCACCCGUAUACUUGAUUCUGCGCUGAAGGUCAUGGAGCUCUACGGAUCAUCUCCCAGCAUUCUUGAGAUCGAAUAUUUCGAAGAGGUUGGCACUGGACUUGGACCCACCCUUGAGUUCUAUUCUACGGUCUCCAAGGAAUUCUCCAAGAAAAAGCUCAAGAUCUGGCGAGACACCGAUGGCAGUGAGGAAGCAGAAUAUGCUUUCGGCAAGCGUGGCUUGUUCCCAUCGCCGAUGAGUGAUCAGCAAGCAAAUGAUGACAGCGGGAAGAAACAGUUGAAUCUUUUCAAGGUUCUUGGAAAGUUUGUUGCCCGCUCCAUGCUUGACUCUCGCAUCAUCGAUAUUUCAUUCAACCCCGCUUUCUUCCGUAUCGCUGAUACUAUGUCCUCUGUCGCCCCCUCCCUGGGUACUGUUAAAGCAGUCGAUCACGAUCUUGCCAAAUCUUUGAUCAUGCUCAAACAGUUCGUCAACGAGAAGAACGCAGUGGAGAACGAUGACCGACUCUCGCCAAACCAAAAGGCUGAGGCUUUGCAAGACAUCACAGUUCAUGGUGUCAAGGUUGAUGAUCUCAGCUUGGAUUUCACGUUGCCUGGAUACCCCUCUAUUGAGUUGAUCCCUGGUGGCACUGACGUUCCUCUGUCAAUAGAAAAUGUGGACACGUACAUCGAUCGUGUGAUUGACAUGACCUUGGGCAGUGGUGUACGUCGCCAAGUUGAGGCUUUCCGCGCAGGAUUCUCUCAAGUUUUCCCAUACUCUUCCCUUUCUGCAUUCACUCCAGGCGAGCUCGUUAUGCUUUUCGGACAGGCCGAAGAAGACUGGUCCAUUGAGACCCUCAUGGAUUCCAUCAAGGCCGACCACGGUUUCAACAUGGACAGUCGCAGCGUGCGUAACCUGCUCCAGACCAUGAGUGAACUGGACAACCAGCAACGCCGCAACUUCCUCCAGUUUGUCACCGGUAGUCCCAAACUUCCAAUUGGAGGAUUCAAGAGUCUCACCCCCAUCUUCACCGUCGUAUGCCGUCCCAGCGAACACCCCUACACACCCGACGAUUAUCUCCCCAGUGUGAUGACAUGCGUCAACUACCUCAAGCUGCCAGACUACAGCGACCUGGAAACUCUCAAAAGACGUCUCUCUGUCGCCAUCAAGGAAGGCCAAGGCGCAUUCCACCUGUCUUAA
Messenger RNA from Penicillium salamii, 5355 nucleotides. Lineage: Eukaryota; Fungi; Ascomycota; Eurotiomycetes; Eurotiales; Aspergillaceae. The record is from the annotation of a GenBank genome assembly.